Adelges cooleyi (spruce gall adelgid) is the source of this 1032-nucleotide messenger RNA. RefSeq lists its product as uncharacterized. NCBI's taxonomy places the organism in Eukaryota, Metazoa, Arthropoda, Insecta, Hemiptera, Adelgidae. The transcript has 8 exons. The coding region runs from base 161 to 988 and encodes 275 amino acids. The record is from RefSeq and is a predicted model, not a curated record.
UGUUAAUAAAAUAAAAACAAGUACAUUUUCCAUUUACAUACUUAUGUUGUUUUUAUCAUAUAGAAUACAACUUGAACCGAAUUAAACACCACUGUUCAUCCGACUUUGGUAUCGAAGACGUACUUUUGUUUUAACAAAGUGUUUGAAAAACAAAACCAUCAUGCAAUUCAAAAUUGCUGUUAUCCUCUGUGCUUUGUACUUCGUGACCAUGACACAAAGCAUCGGACUAAAUAUAUUUAAAGUUAGAACGAUUAUUGAUUUAUUCAAAAAACACAAAUCCCAUGAAGACCAAGUUUCACCAGACGAAAUCAAUGAAAUUUUUAAAAAUAUGGGCGUGCAGGAUAUGACAGGUUUUACAUACGAAGCAGAUAUGAAAGACGGUCGAAAAGUGCAAAGUGUUAUGGUAUUUCUGGCCAAAAACAAUAAGACCUUUGACCACUGGAUGAUCCAAAGUUUAUCAACCCACGAAGUAACAAUUUACUUGAGCCUGUUCAGAAAUCACGAAGAAAAAAAAGGCGAUGCCGAUGGUCUGGUUAACUCCGAGAAGUUUCAAAAUAUCAUUCAAGCUUUAAGUUUAAACGACGAAGAGAAAAAAAGUUUGGCCGAUUAUUUCGAAGGUUACAGUGCAAUUAACUUCGCGGAGUUCUUAUAUGGCUUUUUGAAAGUAAAACCUCUAGGCAGAGGUCUAAACGUGAAACAGAUUGUAGAUCUGAACAAUAUUAAAGAUCACAAAAUAAAUGCCGAUUACAUUCAACCUGAUAAACUAACAGAGUUUAUUAAAGGGUUAUCUAUAGUUAAGGACCAGGAUGAGGAAUGGGUUUUUGAACGCUUUCAAACGGCUGCUUUUGAGCUGCAAGAGCUGAUGGUUUUUUCAGCAGAAUACAACCAAACGGACAAUGCAGAACCGACAAGAGUCUUGACAUUGUGGAUUUAUUCAUGGUUAUAUAUAAGGUUUAUGACACUAAUGUUACCAAUGAGUGAACGCUAAAAAGUUGUACGAGUUUUUUCUAAAUUGAAUAUUAUACUAAAUAA